AUGAAGUUAGAAAGCACACAGCUCAAAGACCUACCUGAGCCAUUCCCAGUUUGCACGCAAAUCGGUAGCAAUGAUUCACCAAGAAUAGCUGACACAUUUAAACUAAGCGCAUAUCAAUGCAAGCUAUGCCAGAAGAUAUUUUCAGAAGUAAUUCUUCUUAAGAAGCAUAUGAUUGAAGAGCUAGAAUUUGACAAUGAAAUAAUAGGAUUCUUGAAUCUUGAGUUAGGAUUCGAUUUGUCUGAUGAUACUGAAACCCAAAUUGUGAACAAAUCAACUUACGAAGUAAGGAAAAAUUUAAUUUGCCCUUUCUGCUCAAAAAUUUGUAAAAGUAAAAAAGGCCUAGAACAGCAUAAGGGCAAAGCUCACAUACACAAAAGAAAGAGAUGCACUUGCAAGAUCUGUGGUAAAAGAUACGAAAACAAGUAUGCGUUGAGAUUCCAUAUUACGCAAGUUCAUGAAAAAGCCACAAGGGUAAAGUGUGAUAUUUGUGGUUCUAUUAUUUACAAUAAAUACAUGCUUACUGUCCAUAUUGAGCAUGCUCAUACAAAAGGUAUGAUAUAA
Molecule: messenger RNA, 561 nt
Organism: Blepharisma stoltei
Lineage: Eukaryota; Ciliophora; Heterotrichea; Heterotrichida; Blepharismidae
Source: the annotation of a GenBank genome assembly